AUGGCUGUCAUAUCAGGCUUGCCAUUGGUGGUAGCCGCCGCCUUUCUCGACAGCCGGGUGGUGGAACAUGGAAAGCUCCAGAGAUACGAACAUGACCUCAUGCCAUCUGCCGCGACGAUAGGCUCUAGCCACAGGAACAGAUUUCCGGGACAUGCUGCCGAGAAGAUGAUCGACGCAGACGAGGGGCCGAAGCCACGGCUCGGCCUCUUGGAUAUGCCGAACGAGAUGCUCCUGGAGAUAAUGGCACAUCUACCACUGUCAGGGCUAUACUGCCUUCGACAGACAUCGUUCCUGUUCAUGCAGCUCUUCAGCCGUCCAGAGUUCAACCACCUCCACGAGCAAGUGCCGGACGGCAUACCCCCUGACAGAGACCUGACCCGACCCGACGUCGGAUGGGCCAAGUUCCGGAUAAGCUGCCUCUCGGCCAAGGACAGAUAUCAUCUCUCGGUCCAGGUACAGCGGCAUCUGUACUGCGCCCCGUGCCUCGAAAAACACGAUUCCGGGAUGCUGGAUAGAGCCCUAGAGCGGUAUUCGGAGCCGGUGGAAUGCGCCGGAUGCAAUAUGAAUCACGCAUUGGCCCUCUUCCGCCAAGAAGACAUAAGACUAAAGCGUCUUGAUGGACGCCGGCUCAGCUGCAUGGGGCGGUACGGGACCGUCACUCCCUGCAAGCACGGCCAGGCGAAGGUGGUGAAGUGGCCGGAGAUCGAGGGGAGAUACAAUACCAGAGGCAUCAACCCCGACAGCGAGAUCAGGCCGGCGCUCUGCCACAGCAUAUGUGGCAACCUAUGGCACAGGCCGGGCGGAUACGACCCAAGGCUGGGAAGGGACGUGGUCGAUACGGUAUCCGAGUUCCCGAGGCUGGUGAUUGGCCGUCACAGCUGGCGCCUCCCGCCGAUGCGCGCCAUGAUCGGCUUUGGAUGGGACUUCCCCCUGCUGGACGUCGACACGGCCGACCCGCCCAGCCUGCACGAGAUCCGCACCGCCCUGGUCAAGCAGCUGACGGAGAGGAGGGCCGCGCUCAACAUCCAGAAGCGCUGCCGGCACAUCACCUUCGACCAGCUCAGGGACCUCGCACGGCGCGGCUUCUGCGGCGGCAUCGAGCCGAACGGCCCGCUGCCCUACGACCCGCAGACGCGGCGUCGGUCGGCCUGCUGCAGCUGCCACGUCGAGCCCUGGAAGGCCUGCAGAGUCUGCGGCGCCAUGUACUUCUGGUCCUGGACCGGCGGCCGCGUCUACCUCAGCUACCGGUACUACUGGAACGCCUACGGCGCCGCCAGCCCCGGAUGGGUCUUCCUCCUGGACGAAGUCCACCAAAGGAAGCAUCUCGACGCCCAGGGGAAGCACGUCCUGUGGUGCGACUCCCCGAGCUGCCACACCAACAGGAUGCAUCGCUGGGAGGCUAUUGUCAAGGCGGAUUGCAUCAACGAAGAGCGGGCCCUGAUGUCCCGCGACGAUAACCGUAUUCUCGACGAGAUUCCCUUUCCUGCCACGGAUUACAGGGAAAUGAAGCGCAUGUCCCUGGGGACUCAUAAGUUCCUCGAAUUUUGGUAG
Geosmithia morbida is the source of this 1551-nucleotide messenger RNA. RefSeq lists its product as uncharacterized. The transcript has 2 exons. Bases 1 to 1551 code for a protein of 516 amino acids. NCBI's taxonomy places the organism in Eukaryota, Fungi, Ascomycota, Sordariomycetes, Hypocreales, Bionectriaceae. The record is from RefSeq and is a predicted model, not a curated record. Gene Ontology annotation, molecular function: protein binding.